GUUGCCUUCAGUCUUGCGAUGCAUGCGAAUCGGGAUUAGAAUCAUAUAUUUUCUCCGUUCUCACAGUGGAGUUUUUCCAUCCCUGCCGGAUAGAGGGACUUCACGAUGAGGCGGCGGGCUUUAGAGCUGAUCACGGAACUUCUCGUGAUCCAACUGCUGCUGCCCUUGCCGGAUCAAGUGAACGCCGUGAAGAAUCGGUUAAGAAAACAACGAUCCAAGCCGCAGGAGCUUCAGUCUCACAAUCAGCAGUCUGGCAACGAUUAUGAAUAUGAUUAUAACUAUAAUGAGAAUUAUGAUGAAAAUUACGAAGAAAAGAACGAGACCACAACAUUACCACCUGAUAUCACGCGAUUUUCGGGAAGACCUGAAAUAUCAACAGAAACAUUCUUGAGACGAGAAACAUCUACACCGGCUCCCACGACAACUCAAUUUUAUAAUCGUGAGGAGACUAAUUCCACAUCCGAACAGGAUCAUUCAGUUUCGCCUACGGAGAUUUUACCGGGUGAAAGUAACAUAUAUAGUUCUGUAGCUUUUCCAGGACCACGAGGUACACCUGGUCGACCUGGAGAUAUUGGUCGUCCUGGUGAUGCAGGAUAUCCUGGACAACCUGGUACACCUGGGAUUCCAGGGCCACCUGGACUUCCAGGACCUGUACCUGAUAUAUCUCUUUAUUAUCAACAAUUGGCUUUGUCUCAAGCAAAUGAAGAUAAAGGUCCGACCGGUGCAGCAGCGUCAUUGUAUGGACCAGAAGCGUUAUCUUACAUUCAGGCGCAAGUAGGUCCAAUGGGUCCACGAGGUCCCCCAGGUUCAUCCGGUGCUCCUGGUCCUCAAGGUUUUCAAGGUACACGAGGUGAAUCUGGUGAACUAGGUCCUCCAGGCCCUCCUGGCAUGCCAGGUCCUAGGGGCUUACCAGGAUUGCCUGGAAAAGAUGGAAUCAGUGGAGAAGAUGGCGAGACUGGUCCGCCGGGAUCAUCUGGUCCUGUAGGACCACGUGGUAUUCCUGGAAUACCCGGGCUUCCAGGAAUAAAAGGCCAUCGUGGUUUUCCAGGUUUAGACGGUGCCAAAGGUGAGCAAGGAGCUUCUGGUGAAAAAGGAUCCAUGGGCUCGCCUGGACCGAUGGGACCAGUAGGACCGACGGGUCCAGCAGGACCUCGUGGUGAAAGAGGUAGAGAAGGUCCAUCAGGCCCUCCUGGGUUGAGAGGCCUCGAUGGAAUUGCUGGGCCACCUGGGCAAUCCGGUGCUAUAGGUAAACCUGGCUCACCAGGUUUUCCAGGGAAUCCUGGAAUCAAGGGUGAUCAAGGAAUACAAGGACCGACAGGAAGCCAGGGUUUGCAAGGUCCACGAGGCGAAAGUGGUCGUCCAGGACAACCUGGUGAAACUGGUCCACAAGGUCCCCAAGGCAAAGAUGGAAUUCCCGGUGAAAAAGGGGCGCCUGGAGCGACAGGACCCGUUGGUGUGCCCGGAUUUCCGGGUGCUCGAGGUCAACCCGGAACACCGGGUAAUCCUGGUAUCCCUGGCACUAAAGGAGCACCCGGUCUUCCUGGUGAUAGAGGUUUCAAAGGAGAGGCUGGAGCGAAAGGUGAUGCGGGCAUGUUUGGUCCGCGUGGACUUCCGGGACCUCCUGGGAAUGAGGGCAAAAGGGGUAAAAGAGGUAUGCGUGGACCAAUCGGCGCUGUAGGUCCUCCUGGAGAACGCGGCCCACUUGGAGUACGUGGUCUUCCUGGCUCGGAUGGUCCUCAAGGACCUCAAGGCCAACCUGGUGAUCGUGGUCCUCCGGGAGCUGUUGGGUCGAAAGGUGCCAUUGGAGAUCCUGGACGACCUGGAGAAACAGGAUUACAGGGUGUGCGUGGUUUAAUGGGUAGGCCCGGAGCUCCCGGAAAAUCAGGUAAUCCUGGAGAACGUGGAAUUCAAGGUGCGGAUGGCAAACCUGGAGAACAGGGUCUACCUGGACUGCAGGGUCUACCAGGACCAUUAGGACUACCAGGGGAAAGAGGAUAUCCUGGAGAACGUGGAAAAGAUGGUGAACCUGGUAAUCCAGGUUCUUCUGGUCCAAGAGGAGAUACCGGUAAAGAAGGUCUUCCAGGAGCACAGGGUCCCCCAGGUCCACCAGGAAGUGACGGCGCACGAGGUCUUUCGGGACCCCCUGGUUCUAGAGGUUUUCCAGGUCUUCCAGGCGUCCCCGGUAAUUCAGGUGUUCCAGGCAAGGACGGAGAAGCGGGAGUACAAGGAGCUCCCGGUCCUCCGGGAUUAGUCGGCAAUAGAGGCGAGCGAGGACCUCCUGGAGAAAGAGGACUCAUUGGACCUCCAGGACCUAUGGGUUCUAAAGGAGAAACUGGAGCACAAGGCCCUGAUGGUUUUAUUGGUUUACCAGGAUCUAAAGGAGAUAAAGGAAGUGUUGGUUCACCGGGAUUAUUAGGACUUCCUGGCAUAAGAGGAUUACCCGGCGAAUUUGGUCAGAAAGGAGAAAGAGGCAUACCAGGACCAAUCGGUCCCGAAGGUCCACCAGGACAUAUUGGAGAGCGUGGUCCACAAGGAGAAAUAGGACCUUCUGGCCCUCCUGGAGAACCGGCGGAACGAGGUGAUCCAGGUUCUCCUGGUCCCAUUGGCGAGACAGGAGCGCCUGGCAAUCCAGGAGAAAGAGGACCUCAUGGAUUGCAAGGCUCACAAGGUUUUCCAGGCCCACAAGGAUUAAUUGGACUUCCUGGUUUGAAAGGCGAUCGCGGAUAUUCAGGUUUAAAAGGAGAACAAGGAAAUCCGGGACUAUCUGGUAGUCGUGGCGAGGCCGGAUUACCUGGACCUAUUGGACUUACCGGUGCUAAGGGAAUUAGAGGUGAAUCUGGUGCACGAGGCGAACCCGGUUUAAUGGGGCCACCUGGUAUCAUGGGACAUGUUGGACCAUCAGGAUUACCAGGGAAUGUAGGAUCACCUGGUGCUCCUGGAUUACCUGGUGUCAAAGGUGAUGCAGGCGAUCCAGGACGUCCUGGAAACCCAGGUCCAAUCGGUAACCCUGGUCCAUCUGGAGUUGAUGGAAUUAAAGGCGAAAGUGGAUCUCCAGGCCCUCAAGGAUUGAUGGGUUCUCAAGGUCCUCAAGGUCCGCUCGGCGAAAGAGGUUUACCAGGUUUACCUGGUUCUCCUGGUUCUAUAGGGAUUAGAGGAUUUCGCGGAGCUCCGGGUGAAAUAGGACAACCCGGAAAACCAGGAGCGGAAGGUUCACCCGGAUCUCCCGGAUUAACAGGUCCUCCAGGUGUUCCCGGUCAUUUAGGAGAAACAGGACCGGAAGGACCAAUUGGAAAACCAGGACCGCCAGGUAUAGGAGGCCGACCAGGUGACAAAGGACCACCUGGAGUGCCUGGUGCUGCAGGACCGUCAGGUCCUCCUGGAUUACCAGGAUCACCUGGACUCACUGGACCUACCGGACUCACUGGAGAAAGUGGCCCGAAAGGUGAAACGGGACCGCAAGGUGUGGAAGGUCCACAGGGACCACGAGGAAAACCCGGUCCAGCAGGUCUUGAAGGUGUAAAAGGGGAUCGUGGAGAAGAGGGACAGACAGGGGCCAAAGGACAUCGAGGAUUUACUGGUUUGCAAGGAUUACCCGGAUCUCCUGGUUUAGUAGGAGAAAAGGGAAUACCUGGUCUGCCAGGACUUCCUGGUAAAGACGGAGAGCCAGGUAUUAGAGGUAAUCCUGGACGAGAAGGCAGUCCGGGGCCUAUCGGACCUGCGGGAAAUCCCGGACCAAGGGGUCCAUCUGGCGAAGAAGGUCGCCAUGGAACACCAGGUCCUGCAGGACCUCCCGGGCCACCUGGUCCUCCUGGAGAAAUAGGUUUUGGUUACGAUGCUGCAGCUUUAGCAGCAUUUAUAGGACAAGGCCAAACUAAAGGACCAGAUCCACUUGGUGAUGAACCACCAAGAAUAUUUAGUAAAGAUAUUACUGAAAAGGAACGAAGAGAGCUCCUUUUGAAAGCGUACGAAAAUCUAAAAACGUCAUUCCAAAAAUUGGUGAAGCCAAAUGGUGAAAAAAAUUCGCCUGCUAAAACCUGUCGAGAUCUAUUUGCUGCUUAUCCGGAAAAAUUAUCUGGUGAAUAUUGGAUUGAUCCAAACGAAGGGGAUAUUCGAGAUGCGAUCUUAGUGUAUUGCGAUGCUGAGAAACGUGCGACUUGCAUUUUACCGAAUCCAUCGCGUUUGCCAGAGAUCACUCACAUUACUGAUCAACAGGAGACUUGGUUGAGUGAGAUAGAUAGCGGCAUGAAGAUUACAUACAAGGCAGACAGUAAUCAAAUCGGUUUCUUGCAAUUGCUCUCGAAACACGCGAAUCAGAAUAUCACAUAUCAUUGCAAGAACAGUGUAGCUUACUUCGAUUAUGAGAAAAAAACAUAUAAAAGGGGCUUGAGGCUUUUGACUUGGAACGAUGUUGAAUUGACACCACGAGGCAAUCAACGCCUUAGAUAUGAAAUGUUAAUGGAUGAAUGUAGGUUCUAUCAAGGCCAUUGGGGUAAAACUAUUGUUUCGUAUGAAACGGAUAAACCUGUAAGACUUCCUAUCUUAGAUGUGGCCCUGCGAGAUAUCGGAAAACCGGAACAGAGUUUUUCCAUUGAGAUCGGUGCAGCUUGUUACGAUUAAAAUAUACGAUAGUACGAGAUUGUGACAUUGCGUUUAUUACCUUUUGUGCCUAUAUAUCUGUCGUUUUCCAUUGCAUAAUCUUUUAAUUAAGGAAUUGUCUGUCAAUUUUAUAAAAAUAUAAUUACCCAAGCAGAACAAGACAUGGUGUCUUCAAAAUGCAUGGCUUUAAAAUGACUCCAAAAUGAUUAUUAAAAAACACUUCGAACAGUUAUAUAUGAUUCAUCUUAACAUAAUUUUUACGUUAUCGUGUCUUGUUGUUUUUACUGGUGUAUACAUUAAUUAAUUCGAUUUACAGUGGCUAAUUACUAAAAAAAAACUAAACAUUACUUAAUCCGUAAUGACUCUGUGUUAUUUUUUAUGCAAAUUCUCAAAUAGCGGAAAUUUAAUUUACGAAUAUUUAAUAGAAUCAACGUUAAUUAUAUUGUCCUUUAUUUCUAGGAUAAAAGCAAAACUAACUUAAAAAAAGAUAUGGAAAAUACAUAUCAUUUGGAUAUUUUAUAAUAUUAUAU
This is a messenger RNA of Wasmannia auropunctata (little fire ant), 5126 nucleotides long. RefSeq names its product fibril-forming collagen alpha chain-like. The transcript is spliced from 28 exons. The record is from RefSeq and is a predicted model, not a curated record. The coding region runs from base 106 to 4617 and encodes 1503 amino acids. NCBI's taxonomy places the organism in Eukaryota, Metazoa, Arthropoda, Insecta, Hymenoptera, Formicidae. Gene Ontology annotation, molecular function: extracellular matrix structural constituent.